UUCAUGUUUGAGCCACUCAAAGCGGAAGUCAUGCUGUUGCGCAAAUAUGAUCAUGAAAUGGAAACAAAAGUGAAGGAGCAAUUCGUUGAGCUGCCGUUGUCAUGGAUCAAACUGAAGAAACUCAAGAACAUCGUACGAACGGACAUUGAUCCGGUGAAGGAGCAUCAAAUGAAUUUGACUGGCAAACGUAUCAAAUUGUUCGGCUUGCGACUUAGAGAUUUCAACAAACGCUUCCGAAGACAGGCAUUCUUCAGUCGAGAUUGUCAAACUGCCUACGAACUCAUUGAUCAAAUGCUUGAGCAGAUUAUUAAGUACGAGAAACAGGCCGAAUUGUUGGAUAUUUUUGCCGUUCUGUUCAAUAUCAAUGUUGGUCCAAAUCGUGCGAUAAUGCAAGAGUGUCGAAGAGACACAAAGGUGCUAAAGCAAGUGUGGGACUAUUGGUAUUCCAUGCAACAUCGCAUUUAUUUGUGGGAGAAUACAUUGUGGUCGAAAAUUGACGUUGAAGCUGUUGAAGGCGAGUGCAAACGAAUUGCUAAGGAGGUACGUGCCAUGGAUACCUGCUGUAAGCAGUGGGACCCAUUUGUCGUUUUGGAAGGCGAACUGCUGAAUCUGAUGACAUCAUUGCGAGUACUCACUUCCAUACAAAAUCCGUCGAUCAAAGAACGCCACAUCGACGAAUUGAGAGGCAUCGUGGGCUACUAUUUCGAAAUCAACGAAAAGACCACAUUCAAUGACUUAGUGAUGUUGAAAUUGCAUUUGUACGAAGAUCAAGUUAAGGAGCUGGUUGAUAAAGCAGUUAAAGAGCAAGCCAUCGAAAAGGCACUGGUGGAAAUCGUUAAGGUGUGGUCUGACAUUGGCUUUGAGUAUGAGCAGAUUGGUAACAAGAAACUGUUGAAAGUGUCCGAUGAUUUUAUGGAGUUGCUGGAGGAUAAUCUUACGCAGCUUCAAUCGAUGAUGGACUCAAAAUUCGUCGGCUAUUUUUACGAUCAAGUGAGUGAAUGGCUGAAAAAAGUGUUCAGCGUGCAGCAGGUUGUCGAGCUAUGGAUGGAAGCUCAACGUAAAUGGGUUUAUUUGGAGGUGAUUUUCGUUGGAUCGGAAGAUAUCAACGAGCAAUUGCCCGAAGAAGCGCGCAAAUUUGCAGUAGUUGACCAAGGUUUUCGAAAGGAAGUCGAGAUUUUGGAAGAGUCACGCACGGCGGUCGAUGCAUGCGGCAGAGAAGGCCUUAUCGAAUACCUCAAGUUCUUGGAACCAGAAUUAGCCGAUUGUGAACGUGCCCUGAAUGCUUACCUUGAAACAAAACGUUUGGCGUAUCCACGAUUCUAUUUCGUAUCGACAGCCGAUUUGCUGGACAUUUUGUCAAACGCUACCAAUCCGGAGUACGUUGGAAAACAUCUGACCAAACUCUACGAUUCACUGGCUAAGCUGAUAUUUAGAAGCGACGGUACUAAGCAGGCGUAUGCGAUGCAUUCAAAGGAGAAUGGCGAAGAAGUGGAAUUUUUGAAUGAAUGCAGUUGCGAGGGGCAAGUUGAAGUUUGGUUGAAUCGAACCACCGAUUCAAUGCGGGAAACAUUGCACAACAAAUUUGAAGGUGCACUGAAAGCUUACGCUACUAAGCCACGACACCAAUGGAUUUUCGAUUGGCCAGCACAGCCGGCUCUUUGCACGACACAAAUCGUUUGGUCGCGUGACACAGAUGCAGCAUUUGCUGAACUGGAAGCUGGAUUUGAAAACGCUCUGAGAAACUAUCAGAAGAUACAAGUUCAAAUGCUGAAUGCACUCAUUAACUUGCUCAUGGGGACACUAACCAAAGGCGAUCGCCAGAAAAUUAUGACCGUGUGCACAAUCGAUGUGCAUUCAAGAGAUGUGGUUGCCAAGAUGAUUUCGCAGAAAGUUCGAACGCAUUCAUCAUUCCAGUGGCAACAGCAGCUCAGGCAUCGUUGGGAUACAAAGGAGAACGACUGUUUUGUGAACAUUUGCGAUGCUCAGUUCCGUUAUUGGUAUGAGUACCUUGGAAAUUCACCACGACUCGUUGUAACGCCACUAACUGAUCGCUGUUACAUUACUUUGACGCAAUCACUGCAUUUGGUCAUGGGAGGAGCUCCAGCUGGGCCUGCGGGAACGGGAAAAACCGAAACGACCAAAGAUUUGGGCAAAGGCUUAGGAAUGAUGGUUUACGUCUUCAAUUGCAGUGAACAGAUGGAUUAUAAAUCAUGCGGUAACAUAUUCAAAGGACUGUCUUUGACUGGAGCAUGGGGUUGCUUUGAUGAGUUCAAUCGUAUUUCGGUUGAAGUCUUAUCAGUAGUUGCAGUUCAAGUAAAGUCAAUUUUGAAUGCGAUCAAGGCAAAGAGAGAGCGUUUCAAUUUCAUGGGCGAAACAAUUAGUCUUAUACCUACAAUUGGUAUGUUUAUCACCAUGAACCCUGGAUACGCCGGCCGAACUGAACUACCGGAAAAUGUGAAAUCACUGUUUCGACCAUGUGCGAUGGUUGUUCCAGACUUUGCGCUGAUUUGUGAAAUUAUGUUAGUUGCUGAAGGCUUCCAAGAAGCACGUGUUUUAUCGCGAAAGUUCAUUACACUGUACACGUUGUGCAAGGAACUACUAUCGAAGCAGCAUCAUUACGAUUGGGGAUUACGUGCCAUAAAAUCGGUGUUGGUUGUGGCUGGAAAUCUGCGUCGUGGUGAUAAAGAUCGUCCCGAAGUGCAAGUAUUGAUGCGAGCUCUGCGCGAUUUCAAUGUGCCAAAAAUUGUCACCGAUGAUAUGCCCGUGUUCAUGGAUUUGAUUGGUGAUUUGUUCCCUGCACUUGAUGUGCCACGAAAGCGUGACUUAGAAUUUGAAAAAUCGGUGAAACAAGCGGCGAUCGAUUUGAAAUUGCAACCUGAGGACAAUUUUAUAUUGAAAGUGGUUCAGCUAGAAGAAUUGUUUGCUGUCCGACACUCGGUGUUCAUUGUUGGUGAUGCUGGUACAGCUAAAACAUGCAUCUGGCAAACACUCAAUCAAACGUACAAAAACAUGGACAGAAAGCCGCAUUACGAUGUGCUCAGCCCGAAAGCGGUUACAAACGACGAACUGUUUGGUGUUAUAAAUCGCAAGACUGGCGAAUGGAUUGAUGGUUUAUUCUCGUUCAUAAUGCGUAAUCAAUAUGAAAUGCCCGGUGAUGGACCGAAAUGGAUCGUACUCGAUGGCGAUAUCGAUCCACAGUGGAUUGAGAGUUUAAACACACUUAUGGAUGACAACAAAGUGUUGACACUGGCCAACAAUGAACGAAUCGCGCUUAAAGCCGAGAUGCGACUUUUGUUCGAAAUCUCUCACUUGAAAACAGCGACACCGGCAACAGUUUCACGAGCUGGUAUCUUGUUUAUAAAUUCAGCUGAUGUGGGUUGGAUGUCUUAUGUUAAUUCAUGGGUCGACACUCGGAAAACAAACAGUGAAAAAUCCACACUACGACGACUUUUCGAUCAAUACGUUCCAACACUCAUGCAACUCGUGGCCACCAAAAUGAAAACCAUUGUUCCAAUAUCACCGAUUGCAAUGAUUAUGCUGAUUUGUAAUCUGCUCGAAUGUCUACUUGACCCGGAGAAUAUGCCAAAGAAAGGAGUGGACGCAUGGUAUGAAAUGAUUUUCGUGUUUGCCACUAUAUGGGGUAUUGGUUCCUCACUUUUCAAGGACACAAAUUCUGAUUAUCGCGAAGAGUUCAGUAAAUUCUUCCGUAAAGAAUUCCAAACCGUUACAUUCCCGCUGGGAGAAGGAAAGAACAUUUUCAGCUACUAUGUUGAUGUUGAAUCAAGAGAGUUUCGGCCAUGGACUGACCUGUUGCCCGAAUUUCAUUUGAAUGUUGAUUUACCGCUUCAAAUGGUUCUUGUCGACAAUGAAGAGACCAUUCGAUUGAAAUACUUUAUCGAAAUGUUGAUUCGAGCACGGCGUGGCGUAAUGUUGGUUGGAGCUGCUGGCUGUGGUAAAAGUGUUAUCAUGAAUGGAAAACUGAAGGAAUUGUCUGACGAUUAUUCGGUGGCACAGGUGCCGUUGAACUUCUACACCAGCUCCGAAAUGAUGCAAUCCAAUUUGGAGAAACAUUUGGAACGACGAACGGGUCGCACGUAUCGACCAAUCGGACCGAAAGCGAUGAUUUACUUUUUGGAUGACAUGAACAUGCCUGAAGUGGACACGUAUUACACAAUUCAAGCGCACACAAUUGUACGUCAAUUCAUGGACUACUCGUCGUGGUUCGAUCGAGCUGAUUUCGUGUUGAAAGACAUUCAAAAGUGCCAAUUCGUUGGUGCAUUCAAUCCAACGUCUGGAUCGUUUACGAUUGACCCACGGUUACAGCGAUGGUUCUCAACAUUUGCCGUAAACGAGCCGAAUGACACGCAAAUCCGUAGUAUUUACUUCAAUAUUUUGUCGCAAUACCUGAGCGAUCCGUUGAAUGAGCUAUCGAAAGGAGUUGUCGAUCAGUGUGACGAUAUCGUUGAUGCUUCCAUUCGUUUGCAUAAGAGAAUGAUUAAAAACUUUUUGCCGACCGCUCAGAAAUUCCAUUACUUCUUUAAUAUGCGCGAUUUGACAAACGUUUUUCAAGGAUUGCUAUGGGCGACAAAAGAGUGUUGCCCGAAUGUUGGAAGUUUACUGCGGCUGUGGGCACAUGAAUCGACUCGCGUUUAUUGCGAUAAACUCAUCACACUUGAGGACAAUGCACAAUUUGAAGUUCAACUUAAAGAAACCAUCGACGAGUCAUUCGGCAAUGUCAAUUCUGACUCGGUGCUACAAAAGCCAUUGAUUUUAUUCCAUUUUGCGGAAAGUUUGAACGAUGCGAAAUAUAUGCCGAUCAAAGAUUUCAAAGGAUUGAACCGCAAUUUAAUGAUUGCCAUGGAAAACUACAAUGAAUUCAUUGGUGACAUGAAUUUGACCCUCUUCGAAGAUGCAAUGAGUCACAUCACUCGCAUCAGUCGGAUUAUGAACAGCGACAGAGGCUAUGGCAUGCUAAUUGGCGUGGGUGGUUUUGGUAAACAGUCACUUACUCGUCUCGCCGCCUUCAUAAACACAUUGGAGCUGUUCCAAACGACCGUUCGCAAAGGAUUCAGCAUAGCUGAUUUUCGCGCUGAAUUGGCCACACUGUACAUGAAAUCUGGAAUGAAAAAUAUCAACUGUUGCUACUUAAUGACCGAUGCACAAGUGGCUGACGAGAAAUUUUUGGUUUUAAUCAAUGAUUUUCUAGCAACUGGUCAUGUUUCGAAUUUAUUCGCACCAGAAGAAGUGGCAGAAAUUGCGAGUAAUAUGGUGAACGAAACAAAACAAGCCGGUAUCAAAGACACGCCAGAAAAUUGUUACAAUUUCUUCAUUGAGAAAGUUCGUCGAAAUCUCAAGAUGGUGUUGUGUUUCUCACCCGUUGGACCAACACUAAAGACACGUACGCGAAAAUUCCCGGCUUUAUUGAAUUCAACAACGAUCGACUGGCUCUUUGAUUGGCCGAGAGAAGCUCUAAAAUCAGUUUCCACCGGAUUCUUGGCCAAUAUCGAUGUUUUGCCAAAGCAUUUAGUUGAACCAGUGGGAGAGUUCAUGACCUUUGUACACGGAACGGUGAAUGAAAUUUCGAAAAUAUUCAAUCAAAAUGAAAAGCGAUACAAUUACACCACCCCGAAGACAUUCUUGGAAUUGAUUGCACUCUACGAUAAACUGAUCAAUGACAAAACGACCGAAUACAAAAACCGAAUUAACACACUUCAAAUUGGUCUGCUGAAAUUGGCGGAUUGUGCGAAACAAGUCGAUGGUUUGAAAAUACAAUUGAAGGAUCAAGAGGUCGUUUUGGCGGCCAAAUCAAAAGAUGCCGAUGAAAAGUUUGCUGCGGUGUUGGCAGAAAAUGAGAAAAUCCAAGGCGAACGGGACUUAGUGGCAGAGGAAGAGAAAAAAGUUGCAAUCAUUGAAAAAGGUGUGUCGGAUAAAGCAAAAGUGUGUGCGGCUGAUUUGAAGAAAGCGGAGCCAAUCAUGUUGAAAGCCAUCGCUGCCUUGGAUACACUCGAUAAGAAAAAUCUAACGGAGUUGAAGGCAUUCUCAAGCCCGCCCGAAAUUGUUGUUCAUGUUUGUUGUGCGGUUUCCGUGUUGCUCACACCGAAAAACAGAAAAGUCACACCCAAAGCCAAACGCAGUUGGAACGAGUGUAAGAAAAUGAUGGGCACAGUUGAUGUCUUCUUGCAAAACUUGAAGAACUAUGAUAAAAAGAAUAUUCCACCGGCGGUCAUUACACAAUUAAUACCGUAUUUGAACAUUCCCGGUUUCAACGGUGAAUCGAUCAAAUCAAAAUCACAAGCAGCGGCUGGUUUAUGCGAAUGGGUUAUUAACAUCUACAAAUUCUAUGAAGUUUACUUGGAAGUGGGACCAAAAGAGAGAGCAUUAGAGGCAGCCGAAGGUGAACUUCGUGAUGCGCAAGCCUCAUUACAAGAACUGACGGAUAAAUUGCUGGUGUUCCAGAGAGAGUUGGACGUUUUGGAAGGCCAUCUGAAUGAUGCGAUCAAAAUGAAAGAACAGUGCCAAGCCGAGGCCGAUGCAACCGCAUACAAAAUUGAUUUGGCAUUCCGAUUGGUGAAUGGACUUGCUUCAGAAAAAGGCCGAUGGCUGGAUUCGAUUGAAAAGUACAAAGAAUCAAUCACGAUGUUAGCCGGCGAUGUGCUACAAAUAGCAUGCUUUUUGUCGUACGUCGGCGGAUUUACAACAUCCUAUCGCUCUGAUCUGCAAAACAAUUACUGGUCUACAAAAUUGAAGUCAAUUCAACCAGCCAUUCCAAAUUCAGGUGGUAAUCCGCUUGAGAUGAUUUGCGACGAUGCGGUCGUUGCGCAGUGGAACAAUGAAGGAUUGCCAAAAGAUAGUAUGAGCGUUGAAAAUGCCGCCAUCAUGUUGAAUUCCUCGAGAUGGCCGCUCAUUAUUGAUCCUCAACUGCAAGGCGUCAAAUGGAUUCGCAAACGGUAUGGUGAAGAUUUGGAAAUAACGUCAUUCAAAGUGAAAAACUACCUGGAUGUUGUGGAGAAGUCAAUUCGAAAUGGUCAAACAUUGUUGAUAGCUGACAUAAGUGAGGAGAUAGACUCGAUUUUAGAUCCGUUGUUGGGCCGUGUGUUGGCGAAAAAAGGCACGAUCAUUGUGAUAGGUGACAAAGAAAUCGACUACAAUCCGAAAUUCCGGCUUCUUCUUCAAACGAAGCUAUCAAAUCCGCAUUUCAAGCCUGAAAUCCAAGCCCAAACCACGCUUAUCAACUUCUCCAUCACAGCCGAUGGCUUGAAUCAGCAACUUCUCGCUGAGGUUGUCAAAAUCGAACGAGCCGAUUUGGAGGAGCGCAAAGCCAAUUUGACAAAGCAGCAGAAUGAAUUCAAAAUCACUCUCAAACAACUCGAAGAAGAUUUGCUAUUUCAACUGUCGAACGCCGGUGAAAAUGUGCUAGAAGAUGAAUCGCUUGUGUUGAACUUGGAAAAAUCGAAGAAAACAUCCAUCGAGGUCGAGAUUCAAAUCGAAGAAGCCAGAAAGACAUCCAUUUACAUCGACGAGGUCCGAAUGAAAUACAAACCGGUCGCUGAACGUGGCGUUAUUUUGUACUUUAUUCUCAAUAACAUGAACAAAGUCAAUCCGAUUUAUCAAUUCUCACUCAAAUCAUUUGUGAUUGUAUUUUUGCGCGGCAUGAUAUUCACCGAACCCGAGGAGAAUUUAACCAAACGUUUGAAUGCGCUGCAAGAAAGCAUCACCUAUCAAGUGUUUAUCUACACAAAUCGGGCUCUGUUUGAACGAGAUAAGCUCAUGUUUACAUCGUUGGUUGCGGUCCAAUGCUUGGCCCAAGUCAACAAGGUCAGUCCAAAGGAUUUGGAUUUAUUGCUACGUUUUCAGGCCGGCGAACCAGUCGAUUCGCCUGUGAACUUUUUAACCGAUAUACAAUGGGGCAGCAUCAUAAAAUUGACAAAGCUUGAAACAUUGGUCGGAUUGGAUGUGGAUAUUGAAACAACACCGAAGUUGUGGCGAGUUUUGUUAACAUCAUCACAUCCGGAAAGACAAAAAUUGCCCGGAGAUUGGAAAUACAAGAGUUUGAUUGAGCAAGUUUGUAUAUUGAAGGCAAUGCGCCCGGACCGUUUGAUCAGCUCGAUGCGUUGCUUCAUCGAAAAUAAUUUGGGCACGAGAUUCAUUCACAUUCGUCAAACCGGCUUUGAGAAAACAUUCGAGGAGACCAGCAGUUCGAUACAUACUUUCUUCACGCUUUCACCUGGAGUCGAUCCGAUGCGUGACAUCGAAAAAUUAGGAUUGAAAAUGAACUUUUCAUUCGAUGCAAAUAAUUUGUACAGCAUUUCACUUGGUCAAGGUCAAGAGAUUGUUGCUGAAAAUGCACUCGAUACUGCAAGUCAACUGGGCGGAUGGGUCGUUCUACAAAAUAUCCAUCUUGUAGCGAAAUGGCUUCCAACUUUGGAAAAGAAAAUUGAAACGAUCACCGAAGAGCCUCAUGAUGAUUUUCGUCUAUUUCUCAGUGCGGAGCCAGCUGCUUCGGCCGAAUACCACGUGUUGCCUCAAGGCAUUUUGGAAUCGGCGGUUAAAAUCACAAACGAACCUCCGACUGGCAUGCAAGCAAACAUCCACUCGGCAUUGGACAAUUUCAAUCAGGACGUUCUCGAAUAUUGCAGCAAAGUAACUGAAUUCAGGGCACUUCUAUUUGCCUUGUGCUAUUUCCACGCUGCAGUUGUUGAGAGACGCAAAUUCGGUCCCAUUGGUUGGAAUCGCAUGUAUCCGUACAAUUUUGGUGAUUUAACCAUUUGCGUGGAUAUUUUGAACAAUUACCUCGAAGCAAAUAACAGCACACCAUGGGACGACCUACGUUAUUUGUUUGGCGAAAUCAUGUAUGGCGGACAUAUUACAGAUGAUUGGGAUCGUCGCUUGUGCCGCACCUAUUUGGAAGUGUAUCUUGAACCGAAACUAACCGACGGUGAGCUGUACUUUUCACCCGGUUUCGCUGCACCACCGUGUCUUGAAUACGAUGAAUACCAUCACUAUGUUGACUUGAACUUACCCAUCGAAUCGCCCGAACUCUACGGCCUGCAUUCCAAUACUGAAGUUACAAUUUUAGCCGCCGAAUCGCAGAGUUUACUGGAAACAUUGCUCUAUUUGCAACCGAAACGUGCGGAAAGUCAAUCAGAAGAGUCGCAAAGUCGUGAAAGUAUAAUGCUUGAAAUAAUCGAUGAAAUUUUGGGCAGAGUACCGGGUGAAUUGCCCACAUAUGAACUAUUGGAGAAUACGGAAGAGCGAUCACCAUUCACCAUUGUCCUAUUCCAAGAGUGUGAGCGCAUGAACAUUCUAACAAAUGAAAUGAAUCGUUCGCUCAAAGAGCUGGCGCUCGGAGUGAAAGGCUUCCUUGCAACAUCCGCCGAUAUGGAAGCACUGUCUGAGGCAUUAUUCAUUGGAAAUGUGCCUGAUACUUGGACUCGUCUCGCCUAUCCGAGUAAUUUCAAACUUCAAGCCUGGCUCGCCAAUUUGAUAUUACGAGCUAAUGAGCUUGAAAGCUGGGCUGCUAAUGGCGCUUUGCCACCCUCCGUGUGGUUAACUGGAUUUUUCAAUCCACAAAGCUUCCUCACAGCCAUCAUGCAGCAAACUGCACGCAAAAAUCUAUGGCCAUUGGAUAGGAUGUGUCUAAAUUUCAUGGUUACAAAGAAGAAGAAAGAUGACUUCAAAAUAGCUCCUCGCGAUGGAGUAAACUUACAUGGUCUAUUUAUGGAAGGCGCUCGAUGGAGCCCAAAACUCAAAUCAAUCGUCGAUGCCAUUCCGAAUGAACUGUUUCACGAAAUGCCAGUCAUUUACGUCACUGCAAUCACUGUCGACAAAAGAGAUUUGAAGAACGUCUACGAAUGCCCGGUUUAUAAAGGUACGAUGAGAGGACCCACGUUCGUUUGGACAUUCGACUUGAAAACUGUUGAACCGCAGAGCAAAUGGAUCUUGGCCGGCGUUUGCUUAUUAUUACAAAAUUGAAAUGUAAUUAAUUAAUCGAAUAAAUCAAUCCAAUAGCAUAA
This is a messenger RNA of Sitodiplosis mosellana (orange wheat blossom midge), 10013 nucleotides long. Its product is annotated as dynein beta chain, ciliary-like. The coding region runs from base 4 to 9972 and encodes 3322 amino acids. Gene Ontology annotation, biological process: microtubule-based movement. NCBI's taxonomy places the organism in Eukaryota, Metazoa, Arthropoda, Insecta, Diptera, Cecidomyiidae. Gene Ontology annotation, molecular function: minus-end-directed microtubule motor activity; dynein intermediate chain binding; ATP binding. Gene Ontology annotation, cellular component: dynein complex. The record is from RefSeq and is a predicted model, not a curated record. The transcript has 13 exons.